AUGGAAACAAAUGGAUUGCCAAAUGGAUUGUCAAAUGGAUUGUCAGAUGGGUGGUCAGAAUAUCCGUCAAGUGAUGAGGAAGACGGUCACUUGACCCCGCUAGAAGAUCUCGUGCCUGAGUUUGAGGUGAUUGACGAGGAUAUUGUCUUAGAGGAGGAGACGAUAUCGUCGUUCGACCCUGAAAGAUGGUAUCCUAUCCGGCUCGGCGAUUUCAUCACUACCAGGUACCAAGUUAUGGUGAAGCUUGGCUAUGGCUCCGCGUCGACGGCUUGGUUAUGUCGGGACAAUGAGCAAGAUACCUAUGCGACUGUGAAGAUCUAUGAAACUGGAUCACAGCAGGCUGCAACCGAAAACAAUAUUCAUCGCUACCUUAGAUCUAUAAAUGACGGUGACGACUUUGGGCUAGAUCGCCUACGAUUUUGUCGGCGAAGCUUCCGGAUCAAUGGGCCAGUUGGAUCGCAUGUCUGUAUGGUCUAUGCCCCGCUGUGUAUGACUCUUGAGGAUGUUCGCAACCGGCGUGGUGGUAAAUUCUCACUGCGUCUACUGAAGUCCGUGAUAUAUACUUUCAUGCCGGGGGUUUGGUACCUCCACUCGAUGGGCAGCAUGGUUCACACUGAUCUCCACCCAGGAAAUAUCAUGAUGGCGUCGGAAAACGUUCGGAUUUGGGACGGCUUCGUGCAAGAAGAGCUGAUGUAUCCUACACCAAGGAAGAUUACAGCUGAUAGGGUUAUAUACAAAUCGAGAACCCCUAUGAUUGGGUCGGAUGCGUUCCCGGUUAUUUGCGACUUUGGUAAGGUACGAGUGGGGGAAGGCCCCUUUCUUGGCGAAGCGAUGCAAGAUGCAUACCGAGCGCCGGAGAUUGUCCUAGGUAUCCCUUGGAACGAGAAGGUGGACAUUUGGAGUCUUGGGAUUAUGAUGUGGUAUCUGUUCGAGGGCAAACAUCUCUUCCGCAACGGAGAACCCAACAGGGAGGUUACCAGAGGAGCGCAGUUGGCGAGGAUGGUAUCUCUCCUAGGAAAUCCACCCAGAGACUUCUUAGAGAGAAGCAGAUGUUCAUAUGAAUUCUUUGACGAAGAUGGAAAUCUGCACCCUCACCUCCAGAAUAUUGAGAAUACCUCGUUAGACGAAGAAGAGGAGAACCUUGAAGGGGAGGAGAAAGAACAGUUUCUAUCUGUUAUCAGAAAGAUGCUCCAGUGGAGGCCGGAGGAUCGACCUUGUGCCUUGAAUUUACUACUGGACCCUUGGUUCAACCUGGAGACUGGGGCAGACUCCUAA
Messenger RNA from Hypoxylon fragiforme, 1275 nucleotides. RefSeq names its product putative serine/threonine protein kinase. The transcript is spliced from 5 exons. Bases 1 to 1275 code for a protein of 424 amino acids. The record is from RefSeq and is a predicted model, not a curated record. Gene Ontology annotation, biological process: regulation of mRNA processing; protein phosphorylation; spliceosomal complex assembly. Lineage: Eukaryota; Fungi; Ascomycota; Sordariomycetes; Xylariales; Hypoxylaceae. Gene Ontology annotation, molecular function: ATP binding; protein kinase activity.